AGGUGAUUAGUAAACGUUUGGAAACUGAAACUGUACAAAGCCGUAACGACUUUGAAGACAUGGCUUAAAAUGAGUUACACACAGUCAUAUUAAGAGAAUAUUAGAGAGGGAGAAGCCAUGGCCUGUGCCCGAGUGCCACUGGAUGAGCAACAGGUGACUGAGCCUGGCCCGCUGGGAAAAGAUCACACACUGCCUGCACUGCACCCGGUCAGGAAGGCGGAGCGUUGUUUUGUGCCUUACAGGUCCCCGCCAGAAGAUGGAUCUCCUGCUGACGUGGAGGAGUUUCUGGAACAUGCCAAAUUCAUCACAGAGGACCUGGAUUGGCUGCUCGCACUGCCUCAUGACAAGUUCUGGUGUCAGGUGGUGUUUGAUGAGUCUCUUCAGAGGUGCUUGGACUCAUACCUACAUCACGCACCUCGCAGCCUCGAUCUCGCCACCCUGCCCUCCUCCCCGGCGGUGGCCGACAUGCAACGCUCCAUCCACAGGGCGGUCUUCUUGACCUUCCUUAGGAUGGCCACACAUAAAGAGUCCAAGGAGAACUUCAUCACCCCAGCUGUGUUUGGAGAAAUUAUCUAUGAGAAUUUCCUGUUUGACAUUCCCAAAAUUCUGGAUCUAUGUGUGCUCUUUGGAAAGGGCAACAGCCAGCUGCUGCAUAAGAUGAUUGAGAACAUCUUUACACAGCAGCCAUCUUACUACAGUGACCUGGAUGAAACGGUGCCCACUGUGUCACAGGUGUUUGACACCAUCCUGGAUAAGUGUGGUCUUCACUUAGAAGGAGCCACAGCCCUGGAGCCGAUGAAGCUGAGCGCACACAAACAGCCCACUGCCAUGACCAUGAGCCAGCAGGAACUUGAAGAUCUUAUUUUGUACCUGUGUGACUCAACCACCACCAUCCAUGCCUUCCUGGACAUCUUCCCUGCUGCCUGCUCCAGCUUCCACUCCCACGGUUUCCUCAGCAGGCUGACCUCGUUUUAUGAGACCGCUGUGCCUGAUCUUGAGAAGGCAGUGAGGAAGAGAAACUUUGAUGAUAAAGGUCUUCAGGAGGACUUGUGGAAGAGGUUGUCCCACUCCUGUCGUAAGAUGGUGGAGACAGCCCACCUGCUGCUGCAUCACACCUGUUUACAGCCUAUCCUGGAGGGGGGAGAAAACAUGCUAACAUUUGCAGAGGAGCUCCUUCAACAUUUUACAUCUUUUUUAACUGAGAAAAGGUUCCUGUCAGACUACGAUGAGCAGUUCCCCAUCGCAGACGACGUCAGCCUCCUACAGCAAGCCCUCCCUGUCAUUGAUGAGACCCGGACGUCUUACCUGCUCCAGGGGGUAGAAAGUGCCUGGGACAGUGUUGGGCGACGGAAACCUCAGAGCCAAGUUCAGCAAAAAGUCCCCUCAACCUCAGCCUAUCAGGGAGGAGCAGGAGGUGCAGCUGCGGCAUCUUCAGCUGGCUUUGAACUUCAGGAGGACCGAGAGCCAGGAGAAGGAGAAGGACUAGAGAGCCUGAGGGGAGCAGAGGCCAUGUUGGAUGUUCCCCGAAAAGGAAACAACGGUGCGGUGUGUCCGGUCAGCGGGGCAGAGCUGGAGUCUCUGCUGUCAUGUAUCAGGGACCUGUUGCCUGAUUUGGGUGAAGGUUUUCUGCUGGCCUGCCUGCAGGAGUACGACUACAACUCUGAGCUGGUCAUCAACAACAUCCUGGAGGACCGUUUGGCCCCCAACCUGGACAAAUUGGACCGAGCCAUGCCAAGGCCAGCGAAGGAGGAGCUUCCAGAUGUACUGAACAUCAGAUCCAACGUGUUUGAUGAUGAUGAGUUUGACGUCUUCCGCAGGGACCAGGUGGACAUGUCCCGCAUCUGGAAGGGCAGGAGGAAAGGCGAGAGCGCUCGAGAGAUCCUGAAUGACAAGCGGCACAUAGCGGAGCAGAGAGCUCGUUACCAGGCCUACGAGACGGUGGUGGACGAGGUCGUCAUUGAACCUGGUGAAAGCGCAACCACCUACGGCCUGGACGACUACGACGACGAGUACGACGACACCUAUGACAUGAACCAAGUGGGAGCUAAUGACCUGGAUGGAGACAGUUUGCUGAACAGAAGGCCUUUCACGAUCCCACAGGUACUGAGAAAAGGGAAUAAACCAGAGGACGAUGACGAGGGCGAAGAUGAAGAGGAGGAGCAGACUUUACCGAACAAUGUGAACAGGGACCAGUUUGUGCAGGACCCGGCUCUGCUGAGGGAGAGGGCUGAAGCUAGAAGAGCUGCCAUGCAGCAAAGGAGAGGUUUCCGGCCAGAACGUCCCAGUAAUGUGGUUGGCCAAGCCAAAGGCCAAGGACAAACCCUGGAGACAUUCCUGGACCGACGCAAGAAGGAGGCCAACAAGAGCCGUGUGUCAAACCACAACCGCCGCACCAUGGCCGACCGCAAGAGGAACAAAGGCAUGAUCCCCUCCUGACCCGUGUGAUGACGCUCUGCUGCUGGAACCAAACAGACUGAUGGUGGGAGGGAGGGACGGCGGGAAAUCGGUUGAGGUGUGAGGCAGUGAAGGGAAAGAAAAACCGGUGUUCUGGGUUGAAGGUUGUGAAUACGGUAACCACAGUUUGUCUCCGUGAUCAAACCUUAGCCCCAUUGUAGCCGUCUUUGCCAGAAGGGAAAGCCACAGAGGAUUUUCAGUUGUUGACUGAUGACAGGUUCAAGAGUUGCAUUAGUUGACUGACUUUCAAGCAGCUUGCUGAACGUCUGCUUUUAGUGUUUGAGCCUAAUGGACGUUCAGCUCUUUGGCCCAAUGAUCUUCUUUCACAGCUCAUUAAAAACCAAAGUCCUGAGUGUGAGCCAGAGACCGAGGACAAAGAAUAAGACCUUUAUUUUUGCCAAGUAACAAAUCAGUUUAUUAAGAUCCAGGGUGAUUGAUCUUUGACAUCAUCAACAUGAAACAGACAACAUAGGAAUAAAAGGAAGCGACAUCCAGCAUUUCGGAGAGACUGAGGUCCCUCCUGUAGCUGGAAGAACAAUGACUGACCCGGUGAUCAAGUCUGGACAUCAGACGUACUACUCGUCCUGCACUAGUAGCUUGCGUGAGGGCUGCUUGCAUGUAACCUUCAAGUGUGUGCAUGUGAUGUCAUCCGCCCUGUUCACACCACUGUUGUCCAGCCUCCAUAAAAACAGGACAAACAAGUCUAGAAAAAGAAAUCGAGUCUAUGACCAUCUCACAAUGAUGCUGUUUGUGUUUGGAAGCACGUGCUGCACAGAGAGACCUCGUCUCUCACAGUAGCUGUGGGACAUGUGGGACUACAUGUUGCCAUGCACACACUAUUUUCUAUAAAGAGAACAGAUCUAUCAGAGCAUUUUGUAACAAGAAAAGCACACGUAAAAGCUUUUUGGAGUUGACAUUGCAAAAAAAACAUAAAAUAAAUACAAUAAUACUCUGUUUUUUGACA
This is a messenger RNA of Chelmon rostratus (copperband butterflyfish), 3418 nucleotides long. RefSeq names its product activating signal cointegrator 1 complex subunit 2 (gene ascc2). The transcript has 19 exons. Lineage: Eukaryota; Metazoa; Chordata; Actinopteri; Chaetodontiformes; Chaetodontidae. The record is from RefSeq and is a predicted model, not a curated record. Gene Ontology annotation, biological process: regulation of DNA-templated transcription. The coding region runs from base 118 to 2436 and encodes 772 amino acids. Gene Ontology annotation, molecular function: ubiquitin binding.